Phascolarctos cinereus (koala) is the source of this 10457-nucleotide messenger RNA. RefSeq names its product HIVEP zinc finger 3 (gene HIVEP3). Gene Ontology annotation, molecular function: DNA-binding transcription factor activity, RNA polymerase II-specific; RNA polymerase II cis-regulatory region sequence-specific DNA binding. The record is from RefSeq and is a predicted model, not a curated record. Gene Ontology annotation, biological process: regulation of transcription by RNA polymerase II. Gene Ontology annotation, cellular component: nucleus. NCBI's taxonomy places the organism in Eukaryota, Metazoa, Chordata, Mammalia, Diprotodontia, Phascolarctidae.
AAUUCAUUCCGUGUUUUUCAGCAGCAGGAAUUCGAGAGGGAUGCUUCUGUUUGGGUUUCUGAUCGUGAUUUAUAUUUAUUCAGAGGAAUAACAGAGGAUGGAUUUGUUCCCGGCCGGAGCAUGCUCACAACCAACAGGCUCUCCCAUGAUCCAACUGCCCAGUUUGGUGCUUUAAUGUGUUAAUGAAAAAAUGCACACAAUCCUGACAGAUGGGACUGGUUCAUGAAGGAGGGGACGGCCAGCUCAGUGUUUCAGAGACCACAGGACCAGCUUCCCAUCCAGAGCAAAGGCCUUUUACGAGCAUGGUUGUCUCAGCUUCCAGGAAUCUCCGAAACCUCUAGAUUAUGAGCUCACAGUUGGCUUGUGGCAGAUGAAGAAACUGAGACCCAGAGAGAGGGAAGGGUUUUGUCCAAGAACACAGAUGGGAAGCAGCGGAGCUGCACAUUGAACCAAGGUGGAGCUAAACUUCCCGCUGGCAGAGAAUGCACACGCCCAGAAGCCCAGGAAAUACAUCUCGUUAGUCCUUCAAGCAUGCAGCCUUUGACUUCUCCCGGCCCAGAGGAACCAGAGGCAGGGACCAGGGCGUGACCCAUGGGCAAGAGUGUGACGUUCUUGUCCAAGACCACCAGGUUCCAAUACCAACCUAAAGGGAAGGGACCCAAAGGGACCAGCCCUCACCAUUCAGUAUUAUUUUGCUCAUCCUAUGGGAAAGAGCUGCACUCAAUGAGAUGAGCUGGACUGUCCUGCAUUUGCAAAGGCUUGCCAAAAACCAAGAGACAGACAUGUCGUGGGCUGCCUCCUGACUCUGAGGGUGCUGCCAUCACCAGAAACAAGAUGGCCAGACUCAAACCCUUAACAAAGUUGACACGGAAACUCUUUGGACUUGCAGUUCUAGGCUAUUGCCAGGCAUUAAAGUAGCCUCACCAGUGGGUAUUUUUUUUUGACUCUCAUGCAUUUUUUAGUCCAAUAGAAGCCAGCAACACUUCAGCAAAAGAUCCUUUGGAACCACCUCUGGCUUCUCACUUCUUCUCCAAUGCAGGCAGAACCAGGGCAUGUGGGCCAUUUGUAAAUGAAGCCUGGUCCACCCUUCCCCAAGUAGCAUCAUCCCCAGCCUCUGAUAAGGCCAUGGAUCCUGAGCAAGGCGUCAAGAGUGCACAGACAUCGGAGGGUAGUCCCAGAAAGCGGCUUCCCAAAGGAGAAGCCGUGCAAGCCAGUGGCCCCUCCACAGCUCCAGCAGCGGCUCCAGCCCUGGCUCCAGCCUCAGUUCCGGCUCCAGCUCCAUUCCAGGGCAGCUCUACUUCCUCCCCAGCGACACCCCUCCAUGAACUCCUUUCCCAGCAGCAGCAGCAGCACUUUUCGGGGCCCCCGCUGGUUCUGAGGGAGGGGUCUCAGGAGAAAACGGGACACCAGAAACCCCUGAAAAGAUCUACCGUUGAAGGCCCAGCCCACAUCCCCCAGCUCCCUCAACACCCUCUGUCACCAGCAUUUAUGUCUCCGGGGAAGCCCGAGCAUCUCCUGGAAGGGCCCACGUGGCAGCUAGUCGAGCCAAUAAGGCCAGGCCCCUCUGGGUCUUUUGUAUCUCCGGGGCUCCAUUCUCAGAGCCAGCUCCUCCCCGCCCACCCGACCAUCAUCCCUCCUGAGGAACUGCAGUCCAUCCCUAAAGUCUACAUCCCGCGUGCCUCCCACAUCUCUAUGAAGCAGGCCGAGGAACCACCGAAGAAGGAGAAGAAACCUCAGAAGCCUGGCAAAUACAUCUGUCAAUACUGCAGCCGUCCCUGUGCCAAGCCCAGUGUGCUCCAAAAGCACAUCCGCUCUCACACAGGUGAGCGGCCCUACCCCUGCGUCCCCUGCGGCUUCUCCUUCAAAACCAAAAGCAAUCUGUACAAACAUAGGAAGUCCCAUGCACACCGGAUCAAAGCAGGGCUGGCUUCAGGAAUCGGGGCUGAGAUGUACCCUCCGGGGUUGGAGAUGGAAAGGAUCGGUGGUGAGGAAUUUGAGGAGCCCACCGAAGGAGAGAGCACCGACUCCGAGGAGGAAACGGGGGCCACGUCCAGCCAGCCAGCCGACCUGUCUCCCAGACAAAAGCACACCCUCCUUGGCAGCAGCAGCCUGUAUGGUUCGGGCAGCCAUGGGCCGGGCCACGACCGCUGUUCCUCGUCCCAUUCCAGCACCUCCCAGUCACUCGAGGAGAACCCCCAGUUUGCAGAGCCCUUGUCGUCAUCGUCGGAGCAUUCUGUGAGCCACAAAGCGGAGGACACACACACCAUCAAGCAGAAACUCGCCCUGAGGCUCAGCGAAAGGAAAAAAGUGAUGGACGAGCAGGCCUUCCUGAGCCCUGGGAGCAAGGGGAGCACAGAAUCAGGCUACUUCUCCCGUUCGGAGAGCGCAGAACAGCAGAUCAGCCCUCCCAAUACCAAUGCCAAGUCCUACGCUGAGAUCAUCUUUGGCAAGUGCGGGCGAAUCGGGCAGCGGACAACGAUGCUGACGGCCACUGCCACUCAGCCGCUCCUGCCGCUGUCUGCUGAGGACAAACCCAGCCUGGGCCCCAUCUCCGUGCCUCGGACGCAGGUCAUCGAACACAUCACGAAGCUGAUCACAAUUAACGAAGCAGUCGUGGACACCAGUGAGAUAGACAGCGUGAAGCCCAGGAGAAGCUCUCUGUCCCGGCGGAGUAGCAUUGAGUCCCCCAAGUCUGGGAUCUUUCGAGACCCAUUUCAGCUGGACCCAUCCAAAACUCUGCUCUCCCACGGUGAGAAGGGAAAGCCAGAACAAUCUCUACUCUCCCUGCAGCAGCUGCCCCCCAGCUCCGCUGAGCCCGCGCCCCUUCUGAGGAGCCACUCCAUGCCUUCUGCCACCUGCACCAUCAGCUCCCCGCACACGUUUAGAGGAAGCUACUCUUUUGACGACCACAUCAGUGAGUCGGACACCCUGAGCCGCAGCCGAGUCUUUACGUCCCACCCCCGCACGUUGAAACGCCAGCCCGCCUUUGAGCUCCCUCUGGGAGGGGAGUAUAGCUCAGAGGACAUCGGGCUAGGUCCUAAGGACACGGCCUCCAAACCCGCCGAAGAAAAAGAAGCAAAGGAAAGUGAACUCACCAAAAAGUCCCGGAAAGGCUCCAAAGCAAAAGGGAUAACCUUUGAGUGUAACAUAUGUGGGGCUCGGUACAAGAAACGGGACAAUUACGAGGCCCACAAAAAGUACUAUUGCUCAGAACUUCAACUCGCCAAGCCUGUUUCCACGGGUGCCCAUCCGUCCUCAGAAGUCGAAAAGAGCCAAGGGGAGCCCGAGUCUUGGUCUCAGAUGAUGCACUAUAAGUUGGGGACCAGUUUAGAACUUACACCACUAAGGAAGAGACGGAAAGAAAAGAGCCUUGGGGAUGACGAAGACCCGCCCUCCUUUGAGUCGACCAAAGGUCACUCCUCUGUGGGGCCUGGGAGCCAGUUUGCCAGCCCAGUCCCCUCGGAAGCUGCUUUGAACCUCCCCCAGGAGCCCACCAAGCCACCAGCAGAGCCAGCUCCAUCGGUGCCACCCCUGGAGGGUUCCGUGGCCUUCCACCCAAGGACUCCCAAACCAGCGGCAAGUUCCGAGUCUGGAAAGGAGAGAAGAAAAAUCUCCACGGAAAUUUCCGUCAUCCAGCACACCAGCUCCUUUGAAAAACCUGACCCUCCGGAGCAGCCGAGCCACCAGGAAGGAGAAGACAAGGCUUUGUCCCAGUUCUCGUCGCAGCCAGCCGUCACUCCACAUGGCCGCUCCUCCCACUCCCUGCAGCCUAGGUUAGUCCGACAGCCUAACAUCCAAGUUCCUGAGAUCUUGGUGACCGAGGAGCCCGACAGGCCAGACACUGAACCUGAGCCCCCGCCGAAAGAACCCGAAAAGACUGAGGAAUUUCAGUGGCCUCAGCGGAGCCAGACGCUUGCUCAGCUCCCCGCGGAGAAGCUGCCCCCCAAGAAGAAAAGGCUGCGGCUGGCGGAGAUGGCCCAGUCCUCGGGGGAGUCCAGUUUUGAGUCAGUCUCCCUGACCCGAAGCCCUAGCCUGGAAAGCAGUGUAUCUCAUACUUCAAGCCACUCGGCAUCCUUUGAAAGGGAAGACCAUGGGAAGACAGAGGCUCCUGGCCCUUCCUCAGAAACUCACUCCAAGUCUUUUGGCACCCACAUGUUGACUGUUCCAAGCUACCCUCACCACUCCAGAGAAAUGCGGAGGUCGGCCUCUGAGCAGUCCCCCAACGUGCCGCAUCCUUCUCAAAUAUCUGAGACACGCAGCAAGUCAUUUGACUAUGGGAGUUUGUCUCUGGCUUCGCCUCCCACGCCAGGCAUCCCCACCUCCUCGGCCCCACCAGAAAGAAGAAAAUGCUUUCUAGUGAGACAGGCUUCCCUGAGUCGGCAUCCAGAGCGUGAGCCAGAGACACCUCCUAAGGGGAGACUGGAAAUGGAGGAGCCUCUGCCUUCAUCCAGUAAAUCUUCCUCCAAAAGUUUGCUACAUCAGCCUUCCUCUUCCUCCACCUGCUCAGCUUCUACCACCACCUCUUCUUUCUUUUCCUCCUCCAUCCAUGGCAGGUACCUCAGUGCUAAGAGCCAGCAGAAGGACAGUCCCCAGCUGGUGUCCAGCCCACCUUACACCGAAGCUCUACAAGUGUUCCACCCACCCAUCCCCCAGCUCUCCCUGCAUGAAAAACCAUACCUGCCACCUCCAGUCUCCCUUUUCUCUUUUCAACACUUCCUCCAGCCACCAGGACAGUCCUCAGAGCUGUUCUCCACUCCGCCUAUGCCAGAGAUCUUCUCUGCCCCAUACUCCAUGCCCCCGCUUCCCCCGUCCUUAUUUCAGACUCCGCCAGUUCCCCUUCAGCAAGCUAUCCUUCAUCCAGGCCAGCUUCAUAUGCCUCACCAGCUCAUACCUCAUCCAGCUGAUCUUCCCUUCUGUCAGCACCCUUCAUUUCUCCCCAUGCCCCAUCCCAGCUCCUCCUCGCUCUCUUCAGGCUUCUUUAUGCCUCUGCAAUCUCAGUUUGCCCUUCAUCUGCCUGGGGAGGUUGGCACCCAUAUGGCCCCAGUGAAAUCCAGCCUGUCCCCUCUCACAGGGCCCUCUGGCCUUUCCCCCAGCACAGAAUAUGGCACCGAUGUCCGGUUGCACCCAGUGACACGUGCCACCAGCCCUCCAGUAUCGACAUCAGCCCCACAACUGGCUGUUCCUUCCUGCCCAGAUCCCGCAGUGUCUCUGGUUGUUCCUGUCCGAAUCCAGACCAACAUGCCCUCUUAUGGAAGCGUGAUGUAUACAACCCUUUCUCAGAUCUUGGUCACUCAGUCCCAGUGCAGCCCAUCCUCCCUCGUGCUCCCCAGGUUUGAUGACUACCAGGCCAAAGGGACAUUGGUCUGCGGUGUAGAAGCUCCUGGAGUGGGUCUUGAGCUGGCCCAGAUCAGCGAGGAGCAAAGAAGGGGGUUCCCAACACCAUACCUGAGGGUGCCUCUUCCAUCAGCAGAGAGGAAAGGUUCUUCUCUGUCCUCAGAAAGCAUCUUGGGCAUGGAGGGAAGCCCGUCCACUGCAGGAGGCAGCAAACGGGUGUUGUCCCCUGCGGGCAGCCUAGAACUCACCACAGAGACCCAGCAGCAGAAGAGGGUGAAGGAGGAGGAAGGCUCCAAAGCUGAAGAGAAACUGGAACUCCUCAGGCCAGCUAGCACCAUCCUUGCCAGUGCUGAAGCCAGCAAAAUGCAAGAGAGAGCCCAGUUUGGGGGCCCCAGCCAAGGCCGAGGGGAGGAAGAGACCCUCCCUAGCUUAACGUUGGCUCAGCCUCUUCCCAAGGAAAGCCCUCCCUCUCAGUACUCGGGGCUGCCUCGUUCAGGAGCUCUGGGCCUGGAAGCAUCAAAACAGCCACCUGGAAAGCCAUCCCGGCGGCAGUCACCACUGCAGGGAGUAAAGAAGGAAGAUUCCAAGGACCUGCCCGACCAUCCACCGAAGACUCCUCCCACCUCCUCCUCCACUUCUCCCAGGAUAGCAAAAUCCCGGGAAGGUACAGACACCAAGAAGGUACUGCAAUUCCCCAGCCUCCAUACGACCACUAAUGUCAGUUGGUGCUAUUUAAACUACAUUAAGCCAAAUCCCGUCCAGCAGGCAGACAGGAGGUCCUCUGUUUAUUCUGGUUGGUGUAUAAGUCUGUACAACCCCAACCUGCCUGGGGUGUCCACUAAAGCAGCUCUGUCCCUCCUGAGGUCCAAGCAGAAGGUCAGCAAAGAGACAUACACCAUGGCCAUGGCUCCACAUCCUGAGACAGGAAGGCUUGUUCCGUCCAGCUCCCGAAAGCCCCGAAUGACAGAGGCUCAUCUCCCUUCAAUGGUCUCCAGUGAGGGUCGGAAAGACCUAGCUCGAGCCAAGAAGGAAGAAGAGAAGAGAGGAAAGUCUGAGGAGGAUACCCCUGCCUCCAAAAGGGGGGAGCCAGCCAGGAUCAAAAUCUUCGAAGGAGGGUACAAAUCAAAUGAAGAAUAUGUGUAUGUGAGAGGCCGCGGACGAGGGAAAUAUGUUUGUGAGGAAUGUGGAAUUCGCUGCAGGAAACCAAGCAUGCUGAAGAAACACAUUCGCACGCACACUGACGUCAGGCCCUAUGUCUGCAAGCAUUGUCACUUUGCUUUUAAAACCAAAGGGAAUCUGACUAAGCACAUGAAGUCCAAGGCUCACAGCAAAAAGUGCCAGGAGACGGGGCUGCUGGCGGAGCUGGAAGCCGAGGAAGGAGCCAGUGACGACCCCUUCCAGGAUUCUGAGGGGCGGGAGGGCUCUGAGGCAGUGGAAGAGCACCAGUUUUCUGAUCUGGAGGAAUCUGAUGAGGAGGAGGACAAUGAAGAUGAUGAAGAUGAGGAGGAGGAGGAGGAGGAGAGCCAGGAUGAGCCUGCUCUGAAGCCCUCAGAAGGGCCACCACCUACUGGACACUCAAAAGCUAGCUCUCCACCGGCUCAGGACGAUAGCCCCCGAGCAAGCCCAUCUUUGCCCCAAGAUGUUACCUCGCGUGACCAGCCCGCAGCAAGCUCGAGAUUGGAGGCGAGGUGGCCAGCAGACUGGAGCGAAGCUGCCACCUGCCAGAGCCACUCAUGUCUCCACCGGCCAGCUCCACUAUCCCGGGAGCCUUUGGCUCCUGGCGAGCAGGAACUGGCCCCGAACCAGCAUGGGGGGAUCUUAGCCAUGGGCCCGUUGUCGAGCUCCCAGGCCCCGUCCCCAAGAAGGCCGUGGUCCCCUGGGAAAGAGCCCUGCAGCAGCAGACCCAUGGUCCCCCGAAAACACUCACUAACCAAAAAUGAAAGUCCUCCCCAGCGCUUUGCACCAGCUGGAGGAAUGCCAUCCUUCCAGUGCGGCUCUCCGGGGAGAGGGGCUUCACCCGGUCUAUGGAUGGCAUCUCCUCUCAGGUGCAUGUCACCCUCAACUCACUUGUCCCCAACAAGAGAACUAUCCCCACAAGCCUAUCUCCCACCAGAGGGCAGGGUCUCUCCGGAGAGGAACUUGUCUCCCAGCCAGGAGAUGAUCCCUAUGAGACGCUCAUCCCCCAGGAAAAUGUCUCCAGGACUUUCUGAGUCCCCCCCACGGUACCCACUGCCAGGGAAAAAUGACUUAGUGUUCAGAAGUGGCACAGUAGCAGAUGAGCAAACCCUGGGCAGUGUUACAGUCACUCAGCGUGGUUUCUUCUCUCAAAAGCCUCUACCUCACAAGCUCCUUGGCAAAAACGUGGAGACCUCGGAAUCCAAGAUGAAGUUGGAGCCCAGAAGCCCAGCCUGCUCACCAGGUCCCGCUCACCCGUUUCCCUCCAGACCCUUCUCUUCACUUCAUGAAUUCCAUGGCCACAUCCCAGGCCGGACAGGAGAGAACCUCUUUAGCCAUCUCCCUCUGCAUUCGCAGCGCUUAGCCAGGACCCCAUGCCCCAUGAUCCCCAUUGGGGGGAUCCAAAUGGUCCAGGCCAGGCCCAGCACCCAUCCCACGCUGAUGCCUGGGGCUGGGGGGCCAUGGUCCACCUGCUUCUUUGGUGGGGGCAGCGACCUGACCGACUCCCGGCAGGCUCAGGAGAGAAGCCGAGAAGGCCCGCCAGAGACCUCCUCAGCAUCUGUGUCUCCAGUGGCCAAGGUCUCCAAGUUCACUCUAUCCUCAGAGCUGGAGAGUAGCAGCUAUUCCAUAGAGAGGACGAGGACUAGUGAGGGUCAGGUUGUGCCCGACUGGGAGAAACCCAGGAUCGGAGGAAUGUCCUCGGAGACCAAGGCUCCCGCCCCCACCGACAGCCCCAGCCCGAGCUCUGAGCAGUCUCCCAGGCCGUCCCCUGGCAGGCCAGGGCAGGCAAAGAGGCCUAGCCCGAAGGCAGCCCACAGCAGCCCCUGCACUGACUCUGAGACACCAUGCACUUUUCCCUCGGUGUUUCCUUCCCAGACGUUGGACCGAAGCAGCUCCACGGGCUGUCUCAUGGAGCCCAGCCGGUGCCUGGCAACCCGCAGGAGGAACCUGUCGGGAGAGCUCAGGCCCUCGGCCAGCCCUUGUCGUCAGCUGGGCUCCCCGCCGUUGGAGAUCGAGGGGCCUGGACAAACUCCUGGGAAGCCGGAGGACAAGGACGAAGGAAGUUCCUAGGCGCCCCCCCCAUCUGCAUCAGCAUUAGGCUUCCAGUAUAAAGGAACAGACAUUUCCAACACUAUUUCCUGCAGUAUAGUCAUCACACGCAGACGCACUCUCGCUCAUGACCAAACUCACAGAAACACCCCUCGUUGAGUUAUCCCUGUCUGGUGUCAUCUUCCCAUGUAUGCAGUUACUUGUGCCUUUUCUGAUGCCUUUUUUUGCUUGAAAUGUUUAAAAGGAAAAACAAAUGAGGUGUUUAAGGCUGUGAAUAUUUUUGUAGAGUUUUUCGAAGCGGGUUGGUGGAGCGGUGUCCUCUGGCAUCAUGGUGAGCUGAAUGUCCCCUGGCCCCCCACCAGGGCCAGGGAGAAGCAGCUGUUUACUGUGGGAGGUUAUGCACUGAAAAAAACAAACCCAAGAAACCUUUUUUUAUACUGAUUAAAUGAAAAAAAAAAGUGUUCCUCUGUACAGAUGUUUAUGGUUCCUAUUUAUUGCAGGUUCUAUUUAAUCAUCCAUCAAGCGCUUCUCUGCUUGUCUCUUUUUUUGGUGGCCUUCCCCCGCCCCCCAGUGCCCUCAGAUAGUUUGGAAAUCCCUUCCACUUGACAACCCCUCCCCCCCCAAUUGUGAUUAGCCUGAGGAGGGAAGCCAGACAACCACCAGACAGACUGACGAUGGCCCCGCCCAAACUCAGCUCUUCCCUGACGCCUCCCCAUCAAUCACAGAAAGCAUCAUUUUCUGUCUGUCUUUAUUAUAUCUUGGAGGAAUUACAUUCAAGAUAUAGGAAGUGACCAGACAGGGGAGCCACUAACUCAACGGCUUUCAUAACGCUGGUGAUGCUGGUGACAUUGGUGAUGUUGGUGCCACUGGCUAGCCGGCUAAGGGGGUGUGGAACUGCCCCUCCUCCCGACCCUGCUCCAAGUAGGAAAGUCUAGGGUCUGGACGUUUGCCUGUCUCCCUCUCCCUCCUUCCCAAAAAGCUGAGUUGUCCUUUGGAUGGCAGAGCCUCACAUUUGCUGCCCAUUAGAGAGAGCACAGAGAAUUACUCAGCAAACCCUAACCCAGGCCUUUCAGAGGAAAGCCCUUGGAAAGAUUUUUCAGAUUCAGAGCUGUUGGCCCCAUACCUCAUAAAACUCUGGCCUUAAAUCUCCCUGGGGUCUAGGUGGCCAUGAGAUCAUUGAUCGGCUGUAGAGCUAGAAGGGACCUUAAAAGUCACAUGUAUUCCAACUCAUUCAUAUUACAGAUGAGGCAACUGAGAUCCAAAGAAUCAAGUGAUUCAUCCAAGGUCACCCAGCUAGAAAGCAGAAUCUGUCAUUCUCUUUAAUGGAUCAGCCAUCAGAAGUACUUGGUCUCAUGGAUCCAAGGUCAUAGGAUUUAGAGCCAAAGAGAACUUAGAGGUCAUUCUACAGAUGAGGCAACUGAGGUCCAAAGAAUCAGGUGACUUAUCCAGAGUCAUCUAGCUUGGUAGGCAGGGUCCUGUUUUCUUUAAUGAAUGAACAAAUGCACUUAGUCUUAUAGAGCUAGAGGCAGGGGAUGAGCUUCUGUACUUUUCGUAGCAAAUUAUUUCCUGUACUGGCAGGGAUAUGAAGAAAGGACGUUGGCACUCCUGGGAUGGGGAAUGGGCUAUGCUGAUCAGUUUCAUUUCCCCAAUUUUUUUUUUGUUGUAAUAGUUGUCCCUGGUCAGAUACUAUCCAGAAGCUGGUCUCCAAUUCAUCUGUCUUUAGUAUCUUCAGAAGCUCAUAUCAAAAGCAGAAAGCAGUCAAGGAGAUUGUGAGUGGGAAGGAGGCUUGGUGUCAGGGAUGUGCUGGAGUCAGCCUUAACCACCUCCCAAGAAAGCCAGUUGUUAAAUUUUCAGUGUGAGCAUUUAUACCUCAGAAACUGGCAAACAUUACAAACCAA